AGACAGGAAUUCCUUGUCCUGUGUGUAUUCUAUGCUACAACUUCGGAAGCAUGACAAGAUUGUUCAAGAAAAAGGUUUUAUAAGUUUAAGUGCUGCAUGUUUGAUGUUCACCUUGUUGUUUCCAUUUAAGAAUACUUUUGAAAAAAGUGUUUUAAUUUAUUGUAUGUUUGUGUCACAUUUGUGCACAUGCGCAUCACAGUGUGUUGUGUAUAGGUUAGAGGCAACUUUUUGCCUUUCUGUAGGUUCUAGGAAUCAAGCGCAGAUUGCCAGACAAACAACUUUACCCACUGAGCCAUCUCACUGAUCCGUAUAUAAUUCCUUCUCAUUAAAAGAGAACUGUUUCGAAACCAAGGCCUAAAGCUGGGAGAUUGAAAAAUGCAGAACAUCAAGGCACUGCGCAUUUCUCCAGUUCCAAUCCACUCCUGUACCAGGGGUCUAUUCAGACCUGUGUCUGCCUCCCUCCUGAGUAGACCAGAGGCCCCAUCUAAACGGCCUUCCUGCGGCAGCACCCUUCCCCAGGAGUUCCAGAGCAGUGUCAUUUCCCGGGACAUUGACAUUGCAGCCAAAUUUAUUGGUGCUGGGGCUGCCACAGUUGAUGUGGCUGGAUCAGGGGCUGGCAGCUUGAUUAUUGGCUAUGCCAGGAACCCGUUUCUCAAGCAGCAGUUCUUCUCCUAUGCCAUUUUGGGCUUUGCCCUGAGGCUGUGGGGUUCUGUUUGAUGGUUGCCUUCCUUAUCCUCUUCACCAUGUGAGGCUCCAUGGGGUCACCCAGCUGUCCCUGCUGCUUUGACUCCAUGCUAGUCCGGUGCUGGAGUCUUAAGCUUUAGUAUUAAACAGCAACAUUUCUCUAACGCCCCUCAAAAACAAACAGACAAACAAACAAACAAAAAAACCAAAAAAACCCAGUUGUUUCCUCUAACCAAAUUUUGAUUUGGGUUUGUUUGUUUGAGAUG
Messenger RNA from Meriones unguiculatus (Mongolian gerbil), 950 nucleotides. RefSeq names its product ATP synthase F(0) complex subunit C1, mitochondrial-like. The coding region runs from base 376 to 717 and encodes 113 amino acids. The record is from RefSeq and is a predicted model, not a curated record. Lineage: Eukaryota; Metazoa; Chordata; Mammalia; Rodentia; Muridae. Gene Ontology annotation, molecular function: proton transmembrane transporter activity. The transcript has a single exon. Gene Ontology annotation, biological process: proton motive force-driven ATP synthesis.